GAAUAGACUCACUACAUAGUAUGUAGUUAGCCGGACUGUAUGUUCUCCAGUCUUGGCCCUUUCCUGCCUUCUUAAAUAGUAGUGCUUCUCAUUUAGCCAGCUCCACGAUCUUCAUCUUCAUCUCCGAUAAAUUCACAUAUAUGCACCUUGACGGUUUGUUGGGCCUCUAGUGACUCUUUCGGACUACCUAAGUACCUAAUAUUUAUAAACAAGGCCUGUCCCUACAUAUCUUUCAUCUUCUCUUAUCUUCUCUCUAGUCUUCUCUCUAAUUCCUAUCCUAUCCUAUCCUCGGACAUAUCCAUCAAAAAAUCGGACAUCAUACGGGGCCAGCCUCUUUUCAAAGCCAGCUGUUUGCUCAGUCUUGCUUGCCCAGGCACUUUCUUGCCUUAAGCUUUCACGUAGUCAACAUUUCAGCCUCGUCAUACCGUCAUAAUGGCUCCUGAUCUUAAUUCUCUACCGCGGUCAUCACUUAGCCCGGAUGGUUCUCGUCAAGCGGCUACGCCUGUAGCUAAUGGCAUCAAUGGGACGAACGGCUCUUCGGAGAAACUCCCCAAUAUCCUCUUCCUCAUGGCGGAUCAGCUGGCUGCUCCGUUACUUAAGAUGUACAACCCGGAAUCUCAGAUCAAGACCCCCAAUCUUGACGCCCUGGCAGCCAAAUCUGUCCAGUUCGACUCCGCAUACUGCCCUUCUCCCCUCUGUGCUCCCUCUCGUAUGAGUCUGAUUUCUGGCCAACUGCCUAUGAAAAUUGGGGCCUACGAUAACGCCUCCCAAAUCGGAAGCGAUGUGCCCACUUAUGCUCACUAUCUGCGGUUGAAGGGCUAUCACACUGCUUUAGCCGGCAAGAUGCAUUUCGUGGGGGACCAGCUCCACGGGUACGAGACUCGUCUUACCAGUGAUAUUUACCCUGGCGACUUUGGCUGGGCUGUGAACUGGGAUGAGCCCGAUAGGCGGCUGGAGUGGUAUCACAACGCGAGCUCCAUCCUCCAAGCAGGUACUUGUGUGCGAAGCAACCAGUUGGACUACGACGAGGAGGUUAUGUACAAGUCGACUCAGUUCCUUUACGAUCAGGUUCGCGAAGGGCCGGAUUCGAGGCCGUUCUGCUUGACCGUCUCCCUUACCCACCCUCACGACCCGUACACUAUCGAAGAAAAGUACUGGGAUCUCUACGAAGACGUAGACAUUAAGUUACCUAAAGUUAGGAUCCCUAAGGAGGAACAGGAUGCCCACAGCAAACGGCUGAUGAAGGUGUGCGAUCUCUGGGAUGAGGACUUUACAGAUGAGCAAAUCAAGCGAGCUCGGAGAGCAUACUACGGUGCCGUCAGUUACGUCGAUGACUGCAUCGGGCGUAUUCUUCGCGUUCUUAAGAACUGCCGACUGGACGAUAAUACUAUCGUCGUCUUUAGCGGAGACCACGGUGACAUGCUUGGAGAACGUGGGUUAUGGUAUAAGAUGAGCUAUUUCGAGUCUUCGGUGCGAGUACCGCUCUUGAUCUCGGACCCUCGGCGCUUCACCCCUCAUCGUGUAAAGCAGAAUGUGUCAACUUUAGAUAUUCUCCCGACGCUGUGCGACCUCGUCGGUACCAAGCCCAUUCCCGGAUUACCCAUGGAUGGUCUUUCUCUCCUCCCCCACUUAGAGGGUAGAGAGGGUCACGAUACCGUGAUCGCCGAAUAUACGGGUGAAGGAACUAUUAGUCCAUAUAUGAUGAUUCGACGUGGUCCCUGGAAGUAUAUCACAUGCCCGACAGACCCGCCGCAACUAUACAACCUUGAGCGUGACCCUCUCGAACUUCUCAACCUGGCACAACUCGUGGAUAAGAAGGAGGCGCUUACCCCCGAAGAAGAGGAGGCCAAGGAGAAGUUCGAGAAAUUCGAAGCCGAAGCAAAGGCUAGGUGGGACUUCGAUGCUAUCACACAACAAGUGCUGCUGUCGCAACGGACACGAAGACUUGUAUGGGGUGCUUUGAACAAGGGCAAGUUUGAGGCGUGGGAUUACAACCCCAAUGACAAUGGCACCUCAAAAUAUAUCCGAUCUUUCCUACCUCUCGACGAUUUGGAGCGUCGUGCGAGAUUCCCACCUGUUGACAAAUAUGGCCGAGAGACCGGAAAGGUUCUCGUUGACCAAGCAGGUUCACAUGGCGAGUAGCCAUACCUAUACUUCUACGACUCCACUUGGUUAUGAUAUUUGAAAGCGAUGUGGCGUCUUCUUUUUUUCUUUUUCUUUUUUUUUUCUUUAAAGAUGGGUAUUGAUAAGGAUCCAGUUAGGUGGCGAUGCAUCAUCCAUGGCGCCCAAGCAUGCUUAAGGACUUGACUACUUCGGUCUAAGAGGUCACGAUUUUUUUUGAUAAGGAUUUGGCGACGAGUUAUGGAUGAAUGAUUUCAUGGGGUUAAUGAAAAAAAGAAAAAGAGAGCAAUGAUGCGCUAGAUACCUUUUAUCUUUGAAAUAAAUGCUGCAUUAAAAAAAAAGUCGAUAGGCAACUGAAGACUCAAACCUAUCUAACCGUGUUGUCACAUGCCGCAUCAAAAAA
Messenger RNA from Daldinia caldariorum, 2524 nucleotides. RefSeq names its product choline-sulfatase. Lineage: Eukaryota; Fungi; Ascomycota; Sordariomycetes; Xylariales; Hypoxylaceae. The transcript has 3 exons. Gene Ontology annotation, molecular function: sulfuric ester hydrolase activity. The record is from RefSeq and is a predicted model, not a curated record. The coding region runs from base 433 to 2142 and encodes 569 amino acids.